Messenger RNA from Saccostrea echinata, 759 nucleotides. RefSeq names its product transmembrane protein 199-like. NCBI's taxonomy places the organism in Eukaryota, Metazoa, Mollusca, Bivalvia, Ostreida, Ostreidae. Bases 14 to 598 code for a protein of 194 amino acids. Gene Ontology annotation, biological process: vacuolar proton-transporting V-type ATPase complex assembly. The transcript is spliced from 6 exons. The record is from RefSeq and is a predicted model, not a curated record. Gene Ontology annotation, cellular component: endomembrane system.
CAAAACCUAUUCGAUGGAAAGUAUGGAACCUGCAGUGAUUUUGACAGAGAAGAUUAAGAGCAAACUUACAGUAUUUUUGGAUCAUAAUGAAGCGUCUGAAAACUCCAAAGAAAUACAAAAUAUGUUAAGUACAGAGGGGAGCAGGUUCAUCCCAUUUAGAUUGAUAAAGUAUGCAUUUGACAAGCAUCAGUGUAUAGGAGAAACCAAAGAAUACCUCAAUGAAUGGUUGGAAGGAAGUAUACUUCACAUACCAGCUUAUGAACCACCAGAGAGGAAUCAAGAACUUGAGGCAAGGAUACAACGCUUAAAAGCAGAACAGGCUAAUAGAGACUACAAAGCAAUGGUCAGAAGUGUAGACAAAGAACAGAAAAUGGAAAGAGAGAAUAUUGGGGCAGAAGUGAAAGCAAUGAACACACAUAUUUGGUCAUUUAUAAACUUUGUGAUAACGGUGGUUGGAGCUUUUGCAUUUGGAUACAAAGCCACAGAGUAUACCUUCAGUGGAGGAAAUGCAUUUAUAGCACAAAUGGUAACUGGACUCAUAUUUGCAACAAUAGUGUUUUUUGCUGAUCUUUACUUUAUGGUUAAACAAAUAUCAUGACAAAGGGCCAAUAUAUGUUACUCACAUAUAUAUACAUAAAAUAUUUAAUUUAGAAGUAAAAAUGACAGCAAUUUUUAUUAUAAAAUGCAACACAAUAUAAUAUAGUAUUAUUCAGAUUAUAUAUUUAUAAACAUUCAAAAGGAAAAAACAGCAAUUUUUGU